Molecule: messenger RNA, 1731 nt
Organism: Oncorhynchus masou masou (cherry salmon)
Lineage: Eukaryota; Metazoa; Chordata; Actinopteri; Salmoniformes; Salmonidae
Product: transcription factor LBX1-like
Exons: 2
Coding region: 298-1098 (266 amino acids)
Biological process (GO): regulation of transcription by RNA polymerase II
Cellular component (GO): nucleus
Molecular function (GO): DNA-binding transcription factor activity, RNA polymerase II-specific; sequence-specific double-stranded DNA binding
Source: RefSeq, a predicted model, not a curated record
ACGAGUGGGGGAGAAAGAGAUCAAUUGUUAGUCGUGGCCAAUUGCGACUGUUUUGUUGGGCAUCACUGUCCACGGGAUGGUUUCAUGUUGUGGCUCGUGCGUCACCCCGGAACCGUGGAAAGGAAAAGUAGGACUGUAACUGGACUCAAAGUCUCCCUACCCUGCGGCAAAGCGACCAAGAUGCGGUUGCAGAAGCACCUGUGAUCGGAUUUCCCACAACUUUUAAUUUAGGCAUAAUUAUUUUGAAGUAUAACCAGAGCAUAAACAACUCUCCGAAGUGUCACCUGAAAAGCUACUAUGACCUCCAAAGAGCCCACGGUUAUGGAGGACCGGAGACGCAGUGCGCUGAACCAGCUCCCGCCGCCGGCCAACUCCAGCAAGCCCCUGACGCCGUUCAGUAUAGAGGACAUCCUGAACAAGCCCUCGGUGAAGAGAAGUUACUCCAGCUGCGGGACGGCGCACAUGCUCUCCUGCAGCGAGAAGCUGUCCUCUUCGGGUCACAGUCUGUGCAGCCGUGCCUUUUUCACCCAAACCUCCCCACUCUGCGCUCUGGAGGAGCUAGCCAGCAAAACGUUCAAAGGCCUCGAAGUCAGUGUUCUUCAAGCGGCAGAGGGGCGAGACGGCACGACACUAUUCGGUUCGCGGAAUAACCCCAAAAAGCGCCGGAAGUCUCGCACGGCCUUCACCAACCACCAGAUCUACGAGUUGGAGAAGCGAUUCUUGUACCAGAAGUACCUGAGUCCAGCUGACCGUGACCAGAUAGCACAGCAGCUCGGCCUCACCAAUGCACAGGUCAUCACCUGGUUCCAAAACCGGCGCGCUAAACUCAAACGCGACCUGGAGGAGAUGAAGGCGGACGUGGAGUCGGCCAAAGCCGUGGGCACAGUGUCUUUCGAGAAAAUGGCCAAACUAGCCGAGCUGGAGAAAUGCGCAGCGAACGGCGCGCUGGGCCCUAACAGAGCCGAGUCACCUUCGCUAUUGAAUCAUGAGCAUGACACAUCUAACAAACUAUUAUUGUCCUCGCCUUCAUCGCCAUAUACAGACCAUGCUAGCAGUAAGAGCUGCUCCGACGAUGAGGAGAUUGACGUGGAUGACUGAGGAUUUUACCUUUGUAUCUAUCUCCCUCUUACCACGACGAAAGUUUGAAGUGCCAUUAAUGCACCACAUGUACUCAUGGACUGUGUCGUCAGCAACGACAGACAGUUGUUGUAUUCAUCCAUUCAUUUAACCAACGUGGAAUAGUUUAAAGAAAAGCAAUAUGUACACUUAACCUAUCCACAAAAUAUCUGUCCACACACACACACGCACACGCACGCACACACACACACACACACACAGUCUUACCAUUACGGGCUAAUAACACUAGCUGGUAACUCAACCUAUGAAUUAUUUGAAUGCAUGUUUUAUUUUAAACGACUGUAAUGGUUUGAAUUUUAUAGGGACAUACAUAUUGAAAUACACAAAACAUACUCUAUGUUAGGCUGUGUGUGUGUGUUUUAACUAGGCCUACAUAUGUCAAACGUUUGAUAACGAUGGGAAUACAUCUUCUAAAAUAAUAAUCAAAGAUAAAUCAUAUUUCACCUGGUUGCUUGCAAUAUCAGUCACAUUUUAAUAUAUUUAUAAUGGUUUGUAAACCUGUAAGUGCCUUUUAAUGCCAGAACACCAUUUACAACCUAAUGUAGGCAUAUGAAGUGUAAUGUAUUCCAAAAUAAAACAUUUCGUUUCUCACUA